CUGCUCCACACCGCGACCUUGACGGAGCUGAGUGAGGAGGCGUUCAGGGGAAACCUGACAGGAAGAACCCCAGAACCCGGAGUUAUCUGUCCCCGGACUGUCCCCGCGGCCGGCCGGACCUCAGCAGCACUUCCCGCGGGGAGAGCAGCCCGUGGCCGAGGCGGGAACCCCCGGACCCGGGUCCGGGAAACCAGCGGGGGGGCUAGGCUAGGCUAGGCUAGCGCCCACACCAGGGGCUUAAAGUCUCUGAAAAGUUAGUGAGAGACCACCCAGGUCCAGCCCGAACCUCCGCCCGGAACACCAGGGGAACUCUGGGGCCAUUCAGCGCUGAUCCUCCCACCAUGUAGGAGGAGAGCUGGCCUGGAGGGUCGGUGCUGCUAGUCGGGCUGUUAGCUGCUAGCUGCCAGGUGUGUGCUGCUGCUGCUGCUGCUCCGGUCCUGACAUGCUCCGGUCCCGGACCCGGACCCGGUCCCGGGCCGGGGCUGCGGGCUGAGGGGGCAUGGAGGCAGAGCCGCCGGCACCAGCAGCUCCAUCAGCUCCAGCAGCAGCAGCAGCAGCUCCGCGGGCUUACAUAACAGCAGGUCGGGGGGGGUUCGGACAUCACCUCCUCCUCAUCCUCCUCCUCCUCCUCUCAGCUGGCUCUGACAGCUGCAGACUGCUCUCUGCACACACACACACACACACACACACUCACUCACACACACACUCACACUCACACACACACUCUCACACACACUCACACACACACACACUGGGCCUGACGACAGCAGCAGCAGCAUGGGAGAGGGCUGUUCCUGCUGAAGAUGGAGACCAACCCGCUCAUCAACGCCAUGGACCCGUCCAUCACGCUGUGGCAGUUCCUGCUGCACCUGCUGGAGGACCAGCGGCAGCGGCACCUCAUCUCCUGGACGGGUGAGGACGGGGAGUUCAAGCUGAUCGAUGCCGAGGAAGUGGCUCGACUGUGGGGCCUCCGCAAGAACAAGCACAACAUGAACUACGACAAGCUGAGCCGGGCGCUCAGAUACUACUACGACAAGAACAUCAUCAAAAAGGUCAGCGGCCAGAAGUUUGUGUACAAGUUUGUGAGUCAGCCGGACCCCUCCCUGCCCGAGGGGGGAAGGGGCGCUGACGACAGCCAGAGGGGAGAAACCGCCGACCGUAACGGCCAGUCAAAAGGGCCAGGGGGUGUGGUUUCCACCUGUCCAUCAAAGGCCUUACCUCAGCGUUCGUCGCCCUGCAGCUCCCAGAGGAGCUCCAGGAACGACUACAUGAAGUCCGGUCUGUACUCCACCUUCACCAUCCAGUCCCUGCAGACGCCACCCAACCCACGGCCGGUCAAAUCAGAGCUCCUGCUUCAACAAGACUCCGGCCCUAAGGUUGACCGCACAUCCAGAGAGGUUUGUGUCGUCUCAGACUCAUCCUCUCCGACUGGGGAUACUGCUCUCCAGGUGAUCAUACCUCAGACGUCUCCAUGUCAGACCCCGGCACUGAGCCCGCAGAUACCAGCCAACUCCACCAGCCAAUCGCAGAACCCACCAGGAGCCCAUCUGUGUGACCCUCCCCAGAUUUACCUCACCAAUGUUGGAGACCCAUCCUCCCUCACUCCCCUCCUUCCUCUUGCACCUGUCGGGGGGGCGGGGACCCCCCCCGGGCCGCAGCAGGACGACUGCAGCGUAGUCACCAACGCUGCCACAUUCCCCUCACACCCCCACGCUGCUCCGCACCCGACUCACCCUCCACCGGUCUUCGUCAUCAUCAAUCCGCCUUCAGCCCAGCAGCCCCCACCUCACCAGCAGCACGCAGCGAUCACAGCUGCUCCUCCCCCCGCCCGUCCCCCUCCUCCCCCCAUCAUCAUCAAAGAGGAGAACCUGCCGUCAGAGGUGCUGGAGAUAGUGACUCUGGAGAGGGAGCAGGGCGAGGAGGUUCCUCAGCUUAUCUGUGGAUCAGGAGAACCAGAGCCCCCCCUCACCAUCGUGGAGAGCCCACCCAGCACCGAGCCCGAGGUUGAAGUUGAGGGGGGAGCAGGGGCGAGCAGGGGGGGCACCAAAGACUCGCAAACAGAUUCCUCCGACCCUCCGGUGACCCCCUCCACAGCGGUGACCUCGCCCUCCGACGCCGCUCCUCCCAAAGCCAAGAAGCCCCGGGGUCUGGAGCUGCCCUCCUCUCCCUCCCUCCCACCCGGCCUUUCCCUGGAUAAGGUGAACGCCGCUGUCAAUAGUUUACUGGCUCCUGGAUCGGCAACCAACACGCUCACGCCAACCGUCAUCACCUCCCACGCUCUGACUCCCGUCCUGCUGACCCCCAGCGCUCUUCCCUCCACCAUCCACUUCUGGAGCACACUCAGUCCCAUCGCUCCUCGCUCGCCGGCCAAGCUCUCCUUCCAGUUCCCCACCAACGGCAGUAAUCAGAUCCACAUCCCAGCUCUGAGCGUGGACGGCCUCUCCACACCCGUGGUUCUCUCUCCCGGCCCUCAGAAGCCCUGAGCUCCCACCUGCCUGGCCGGACCAGCCCCCUCCCCCUCCUGGGAGUCGGAGGAGACCUGGAUCUGGACUGAAACCUCCAGCACUGCUUGCCUGGGAGGUCUGAUGAUGAUGUGGAGGCUCGGACUGGUAGAGAAUCGGACAGAAUAACGGGCUCAGCUGAUUCUUUUUAAACGUGUAGGUAGCAGGUCAAGCUCCGCCUCCCCAUCGUCUCCUUCAGAGGUUCGUAGUGACGCUCAGCCUCCGGGCGGGGGGCGCCGUCAGGAAACCUGAAGAAUCCCCAACGUCAGGACCGACGGCAUUGAGAGGAGGGGGAGGAUCUUUACCUCUGGUGUUUGUUUUGUUCUGAAACCAUGGCAACAGCUGAGGGAUGUGGCUGGUGGAUGACAGCAGACGGCUGGAGGUCAGCGGCGGUCUGUCUGAAGCGUUGGAGGCGGAUCUUUUCAGGGCUUUCUGCGCUGGUUUAUUUCCGUGGCCUGUUGUCGGGGGCACUUUUCUCAGCAGAUUGAUUUCUUGUUUUUUUUUUUUUACCUGUUUAUUCUGAACCAGCCGCGACGUCUUCACGCCCCUGGUAGACGUUUCUUUCAGCUCCAGGAGAGGCGUUCCAGUUGAACUUUUGUUUGUUCUUUCAGAAACAACUUGGAAGGCCAUCGAAGGAGCGUUUUCUUUGCUCUCGUUGGCUGCUUUUUAGGCCACGCCUUUCUCCAGUUAUGCACGGCAUGUCAUUGGACCGAGCUCCUCCGUGUCAUGUUGAGCUGAUCAAUCACAGAAGAACGAUGCUGGCUGUGAUGGAGGUUUAAUCAGCCAAGUUCUUUCUCUCUAAAAGCCUCUAAAUGUGACAGGUUUUGUAUUUUAUUGAGCACACGGUCACAUUCCUUUGGUUUUACCAAGUUUAACUGGUUUUAUGUCAUCGAUUAGUGGCUGAUCAUCAUCAGCGGUGUUAAGGUGGAGCAGCCUGGGUGAAUGAAUGUGUAAAUAUUGAGCUUUGUUGCUGAAGGCCUCAGAUCCACAGACUCGUAGACCUGCAGAGACUCGAGUUCCCCAUCUGAGACGCCGCCGGAAGAGAUUCUCAAAGCUCCACGCGCCAGAGUGAUGUGGAUGUUGCGGCGGUCGAGUCCGGUGGAGAGAACACCAACAUCAGACUCACCUGUGACGAGAAAACCGCGGCCUUGAAGACAGAAACACAGUUUGAACAGAAGCGAGACAAUCAGUUAGAUUAAAUCAAUGUGUUUAACAUAACAUAAACUGGUAACUGCAAGACCUGCAGAGACCAGAACCAGCUGUUGCACUUUUCCACAGACUCAAGCCUGGAAAAGAUGAGGACGAUGGAGAAAGUGAAACCUGCAAAAAGAAAGCAGAGCUGCCUGUUUCCAUGGAGACCGUUUAAACCCAGGAUGUUGCAUGUUUUUUCUCAUUAGCGUCAUCUCGUUUCCGUUUUCCCUCCAGACCUGAAACUCGUCCCAACCAAUGUUGGGGUAAAAACCUUCUUAUCAUGUCUCCGUCCUCUUUCACACCCGUGACACCGAGGACAGCAGGCCACGCCGACUUCAGGAGUCAUUUUAUGUCGCUGGCGUGUGUAGAUGCAGUUUUACGAUUGUUUACGUUCUUAUCGUUUCUUGUGGAACGCCGUCAGCUGGAGUGUUUGUUCGGAUUCAAAGUCUGCAGCUGGACGGGUACGUUUGAAACCCCCUGAUGUGUUCAGGCUCCGCCCAUUUUAUCGAGGACCCGUCCACUGUGACAUAAAACUUUCACAGAAUGCACUUCGCAUCAGCCAACAGAAGUGAUGGCGGCGGGAAAGUUAAAAGGAGUAAAAAUGAACGUCAAAACGUUGACCUUAUUUACAACGGCUGAGGAGUCCGGUCUGAGUCGAAUCAGGGCUCAGAUGGUUUGUCUUUAUCUUCAUGAGUCCUCCGAUGUUCCAGCUGCAGAAGAACCCAACCGGGUCCUCCAAAGCACCCUCUCCUCUUUUACUUGUCGAGACUGAACCGCCUGGUACACAAGUCCUAAUUUGAGGUCCUACUUGGUACUGAAAACCAGUUGGCUGUUGAAACGUACAUGGAGCAGAUGUUGAUCUAACAUUUCAGUGGACUUUUCUGCAACAAUGCUGCCAUCACAGAAGCGGAAACAAGCACGACCACUGAUGCGACCGCAGACUAUCACUAAGUCUGGAUUCUCAAGGCAGAAGAAGACGGUCUGGCCGAUCCGUUUCCUCCGUUCUACAAGACCCACGGAGACCAGAUCCGGAAUACCGAUGGAGAAAUAAAUCAGUGUCAUCUGCAUAUGACCUGACAGAAGUCCUUAUACAGAGUCGUGGGGUACUCCUCAGUAGGUGCAGUAAAUGUCCAUCCAGAUGCCGUCAAGUCCAGAGACAUCUCCUCUGAAAAAGUUAAACAUCGAUCAACAGUGUUGAGGCAUCUGGGGUUCCUGGGAUGGUUUGAUGAGAUUCUGCUCUGUAGAAGAACGUUUUCUUAAACAUUUUAGUGAUUUUCUCACGUUUGUUUUCAAAAUGGAGAUCUUCUGUCCAUCUUUAAAGGGGACCUAUUAUGAAAAACACGUUUUUUCUUUCUUUAACAUCUAUAAAGUGGUCUCCCCUCAGCCUGCCAACUCAGAGAAGGAGGAAAGCAACCACAUUCAGCAGUGUCUGUACAGCAGCCCGGAUGAGCCAUCCAGGCUGAUGUGGCUUCUACGAGCCGUUCACCAAAAUGCGAUUUACAUCGGUUGGCCUCCGAUGCAUGAAACCACGCCCACAACUAACUCUGGCCGGAACAACAACAACAACUCUGCCGGCCGGAGCUUCUGCCAUUUUUUCGUAGAGGUGUAUGUGUUAUGUGAUAUUCAGGCAGCACAGAGCCUCAUUAUCAUAGCCUCCCCGCCCACUCAGAAUCCCACAUUGAUAAUGAGGUUAGAGAAUGGGAAGAUAAAGACAUGGCUCAGAGGCUGAAUUUCUAAUUUAAUUAGCAAAAACAAUCAAAAGCUUGUUUUUAAGACAUUCAAGGCCUGUUUAAAAUAGGUAUUAGAUGUCAUAAUAGGUCCCCUUUAACUCCUCAGAGGCUCUGCCUUUUCGUUAAUGCUUCUGUAUCAAGGCAUGAAGGUCACCUGACCCUACUUGUGCUACGUGUUUCCAAAGACUGGUUUUUAGAAAACAUUGGUGUAAAUGAACAAAAAACAUUGAGUAGAAAAGCAUGAAUAUGUUGGGUUGAGACGGUCUGCAAGGAAACGGCGGUGAAAGCUACCAGAGGAGCGCCGCGGCGUCCUUCCUCACUUUGUUCCAGCCUUUUCUGAUCUACACUUCAACAAACAACGUUCACAACGAGGCUGAACUGUGUCCACACACACUCUAAUUUAAAAAAGACUGUUCUUACUAUUGUUGCUCUUGAUGCUAGCUGCGGUUGCCUUGGCAACCCGAUUCGACUGUUUGUUCAUCUGCAGGUUGCUGUUGUUGCUGCUGUAAAUUUGUUUCUAUGCUUCUGUGUGACAACGAGGCUGACGCCCACAAGCACACACACAGACACACACAGACACACACACACACACACACACACACACACACACACACACACACACACACACACACACACACAUAUACACCAAUGCACACGCACAGCUGGAGCUUCAGGAACUGUGUGAGACUGUUUACCAAGUUUGUUUGACUCGACUGCAUCUGGACAGGAAGUUGAACGCCACAGCGUUUCACUGCGGUGGUGUAGAUCCACUCAGGGUGAUGAUGGAUCCACCCGUUCAGUCGGACCGAACCAAACCAGAACCUUGCGUCAGCCUGAGUUUGGCUUGGACUCAUCUGUGUGAGUUUAGCCUCGGAUCAGUUCCUAUCGCCAAGAUUUCCCAGCUUCAGCGGUGCCGUAAAUGCAGCACCAAGCCAUCGUGUUGGACUGUUCUCUUCGUUACAGCAUGACUCUAUUUUUUUAUCAGAGUACUUGUUUAUAUUGUGUACCAAGUUUAAAGAAUGACAAAGCCUUAAAGAUUUAAACGCAGAAGAAAGAUGUUUUUUAAAGAUUUUACGCACCGUGCAUCUUACAGAGCAUGACCAAGAAAAACAAGCCAUUUAUGCUCAAAAUCAUCGACGUAUUUGACAUGAACUGAACAUUUGUUUCCUCACCAGCACAACACGAAGAAUGUCUGCCUUGAUUAGUAACAGCAUUGCAUUCUGGGUAAAAGUUCAAGCAAAGCUUUUGGCUUUUUCUGUUAAAAAUAAAGCAGCUUCAGGAGGAGGAGUUGAAGCGUCAGACUUUCAGAGAUGUCGCAGCGUUUUGUUGCACUACACGUGAAUGCCCUGCAGGUGGCAGCAGACGCCGGAGCCCCGUUCAGGCUGGAUGCAUCGGUGGGGGUGCCACGUGGUUGUUUUCCUUUUCUUCUUUCAGUCUGCCUCUGCUGCACUUUCUAGCAAACAAACAAGUUAAGUUGAUGUCAUUGAGUCGUCACUUUUAUUCAAGGACGGAGGAAAGAAGGACCGGUCCUGGUCAACUGCAGCAUAGUGACACCCAGCAGGGUCUGGGUCCCGUCUGGGGUAAAACUGGGCCUCCCCGUGACUUGGGCUUGAAAUGUCAUAGGUCCUUAUUAAAGGUCCACAAAUGGGACGUCUAUGUGGCCCCAAAUACAAGGGCCCCAUGAGGGACACUAGUGGACUCAGUUUCCAUGAGUCCCUUAUAGUUUUAAAAACUCAUGCCCCAUAUUAGAGGCUACGCCUGAAAACCAGGUAGAUCCCCGUCAGAGUCCGUACGGACAAACGGGUCGGACUGCCGGGGAACCUGAGGGAAAACUCACAUGGGACCCAUUUUGCAGCUUACUUUUAUCUCAGGUGGGGCCCAGGUAUGAUCGGUGCUGGAGAGACGCCAAAGUAAACGACUAGACGGGUACAAAGACAACAACACGAGUCUUUUAUCAGGAAAUUAAACAUUAAGAUGUGUUGGUCUCGAUGACUGCUCUAGCUUAAAUCAGUACCCUUGCUGUCUGGUCACUCUCAGACUUGGGCUCGUGCUAGACUCCUUUCUUUGUCCCAGUAAAAAUCCAGUCCGUCCGAUGGGAUGGUGUCUGCUUUCAGCUUGUUAGCGCCGGCCUUUUCUGGUUGGCCUAUUACACCUCACACGAAGCAGUUGACAACCUUUGGUGUCUCUGCUGUAGGAAUUUGGAGCAGCGGUUCACUGGACAGACCCGAACCCGGGGAGCUGUGUAGCGGGCCAGUUCCAGGGCAGUUAAACGUUUACCUUAUCUCAACCACAUCUUCUGGGUUAGUCCAGCUAUGAUAACUUUGGUUCAGUCCCAUUAACGGUUAAGAUAUUACCAUUUAAUCUUAGCAUUUAAAACUGGUUUCAGUCGGACAAAUGCAAUAAAAACAUGAUUGAAACGUAUAUCUGAGCAUCAUCUGCAUAACAGUGAAUGUUUAAGCCAUGCUGCUUGGUAAUAGUUGAUGGGAGAGUGAAAAGUAUUGGUCCCAAGUCCGGAACCUUGUGGAACACCGAGACCACCUGUGGUGUGGAAGAAAGAUGCCUUCAUAGCUGCAAUCUGCUGGUAAAUCCGACUUAAACCAGGCUAAUUAGUUUCCUGUAAUCCUUAUGCUAAUCAGUGCUGAGACCAGAACCGGCACAAAUUCUGGUCCGUCCGAGGUCUAGAGGGACCAGCACAGACACCAGUCCAGCAUCUGAGGUGACUGAACUGAGACGUCUGCAGAGGGGACAGGUGUUUUUCCUCAUUCGUUUCUCAAAGACCCCCCCCACCACCACCACAUUUUUAAGGUCUGAACGGGGCUUCAUCCAGAAAACGGGCAUCUCCAAGGUCUCACAGUUAGACGCACUACUGCGAUGAUGUUGAGACUUGGUAAACUGGUCCAGUUUUCUGUGUCUAAUGAUCCAGAAUCACCUUCACAGCUGUGCUUUUUCAUGUUUGAAGAAACGCUUUGCUUGCAGGGUUUUAAACGUCUUCAGAGUGUUUAACGGAGACUUCAGACGAGAGCCAAGUUUCGUGUGGAUUCAAGAAAUGUUUUGGGAGCAGGUGAAGCUUGCUCCCAGCUGUAACAAACACUGAAAUUCCUCGAAGUUUCCUGAUAUUUGUAACCUCCAGUGAGGGGCCGUCAGGUGAUCCGGAGCUUCCUGUCCGACUGGUUAGAGCUUAGAGCUGCAGUUUGUCCUGCAACAGUUUCAGGAUGUUGACGUACUUGACUGUGGGCGGGGGCUGAGGCGUAGCAGCGGGUCCACCGAAAAACAUCAGGUCCUGAAGCAAGAGUGUAGUACAGGACGGUACAAAUGGCCUCCUGAUUAGGCGAGGUUUGGUCUCCACAAGGACACUGGUCUCAAGGUCAGAACUGAAAUAAGUCAUCGUGAGGUAGCAAAAACCGGUGUGUACACACACACUUUGCUACACUUUGCGCUGCUCCAGCCGUUUAUCUGACGCUGCAUUUAAACUGCAGGUCACAAUGUCAAAUUCUGAUCAUCUUUAAAAAGCACUUAUUUUCUUGCAGUUUGCAGCAAAAAUGCACCGAAUUGACUGAAUGUGAGCACAGCAGCGCUACAGGUAGUCCUGUAAUGUCGGUGAAGGUAUCCGUUGUUCGACUGUCAUCGGCUCCGCCUCACACCACAUCUGCGUUAUUUGCUCUGUUGCCAUGUCCCAUUUCAAGGGAACCUGAAGCAGAGCAGAUCCCAUGAUGCACUGCUGCAGGGUGAGAUCAGGCAGGAAGCUCCGGACGCCUCUUUGUUUCUGGAAUCUUCUCUGUACAUACGUGAACUCUCCGUGUAACCUGAACGUGUGGGCCUGUAUGACGUGUACCAUGUGACAGGCCUGACACAUGACGUGUUGUUUCUGUGGCCUGACGUCGUUCCCCAGAGCCGUGUGACCCCGCCCAUCCUCGGCUGUGCCGGCCGGGGAGUUGAUUGAUGUAAGGGCCGGGGUCUGAAUUUAUUUUUCUGGGACUGACUUAUAAGUGUUUAACAUGUUAUUACUGGAAAUGUUGAAAAGAAGCUAUUUUUUAUGAACAUAACUUUAACUUUCAGAGUUGUAAAUGUUAUUUUCUACAAUGUUGCACACACACACACACACACGCUGGGAGGACGGUAAUAAAACAAUUUAGU
Cololabis saira (Pacific saury) is the source of this 9556-nucleotide messenger RNA. RefSeq names its product ETS transcription factor ELK1 (gene elk1). The transcript is spliced from 11 exons. The coding region runs from base 804 to 2483 and encodes 559 amino acids. Gene Ontology annotation, molecular function: DNA-binding transcription factor activity, RNA polymerase II-specific; sequence-specific DNA binding. Gene Ontology annotation, biological process: cell differentiation; regulation of transcription by RNA polymerase II. NCBI's taxonomy places the organism in Eukaryota, Metazoa, Chordata, Actinopteri, Beloniformes, Belonidae. The record is from RefSeq and is a predicted model, not a curated record. Gene Ontology annotation, cellular component: nucleus.